AUGAAAGGCCGCAUAAAUCCAUGUUCAAGAUGUUUAAUCGAAAAUUGUAUAAUUUCAAAAGUAGAUGACGAUCCUAGGGAUGAAAUAAAAAAUAACAUGAACGUUUCGCAAAUAGAAGAUAAAACCAAAAAGUUGUUAAAAUUGUACUUAAAAAAAAAAAAAGAGUAUUGGUCUAGUUUGGCAAGAAAGAAAUGUAUACAAACGUCUAUAACUACAAAACCAAAACCAAUAGUUUCUCUAAUGAACAAUAAUAACGGGCAAAAAAAGUCUUUGAAUACCAACCGAUUAAAUGAAUUAUCUAAACCCAGAUUCGAUUAUUACGAAUACAUGGAGGAAACGGUGACAACUAGGCGUCAUUUUGGGCAAGUAAAUAUUGCGAGGAUAAACGAUUUGGCUACACCGCGGAGGAUAGCAUCGAGUGACGAUCAGGCGCCGCGUAAGUGCAAUUGUUGUAAGGUUCCUUUAUCGGUAUUGUUGCCGAGGAUAGAAAAAUUGUCCGUACCACCGAGACGGACUGACGUAGCCGAACAUGUUAAAACAGACGAAGACACGUUUUCGGUUAAAAAGUCAGCUCUGAGAUACGUCGCUUCUGAAAGGUUGAAACGGUUAGCGACACCACGACCAUUGUAACAAGAUGAUUUUAACUGUUUCAA
Rhopalosiphum padi (bird cherry-oat aphid) is the source of this 653-nucleotide messenger RNA. RefSeq lists its product as uncharacterized. The coding region runs from base 1 to 630 and encodes 209 amino acids. The transcript has 6 exons. Lineage: Eukaryota; Metazoa; Arthropoda; Insecta; Hemiptera; Aphididae. The record is from RefSeq and is a predicted model, not a curated record.